This is a messenger RNA of Uncinocarpus reesii 1704, 1149 nucleotides long. RefSeq lists its product as uncharacterized. NCBI's taxonomy places the organism in Eukaryota, Fungi, Ascomycota, Eurotiomycetes, Onygenales, Onygenaceae. The transcript is spliced from 2 exons. Gene Ontology annotation, biological process: fatty acid biosynthetic process; secondary metabolite biosynthetic process. Gene Ontology annotation, molecular function: phosphopantetheine binding; fatty acid synthase activity. Bases 1 to 1149 code for a protein of 382 amino acids. The record is from RefSeq and is a predicted model, not a curated record.
AUGGCUCCGACUCGUUUUACCCUUCGCUUUGACCCCGAAGCGACGUAUUUCCUUGUUGGAUGUCUCGGGGGCCUUGGUCGUUCCUUGACGUCUUGGAUGAUGGAUAACGGAGCUCGGCGCUUUAUUUUCUUAUCCCGGUCAGGCACGGACUCUAAGAAUGCAGGACUGUUGGUCAAAGAGAUUGAAGCAAAGGGGGCAAUUGUCCAAGUGGUGCGCGGUGAUGCCAGCUCCAGGGAAGAUGUUGAGAAUGCCGUUAAAAGUGUCUCGGCCAGUUAUCCUAUUAAAGGAGUUGUGCAGGCAGCUGCAAGUUUUCAGGAUGCAAUGUUUAGCUCGAUGACUUAUGAGCAAUGGGUUAAUUCUAUCAGGCCGAAGGUAAUUGGGACGAAAAAUCUGCAUGAGGUUCUGGCAGGUGUCCCUCUAAACUUUUUUGUCAUGACAAGCUCAACUUCAGGCACCCUCGGCACACCUGGACAAGCCAAUUAUGCUGCUGCGAAUAGUUUCUUGGACGCCCUCGCUCGCCAUCGCGUAUCCAGUAACCAAAAUGCCUGUAGCUUAAUUCUUCCGAUGGUGUUAGGUGUUGGAUACGUCGCAGAGCACCCAGAGAUCGAAGAAGGCCUUAGACGCAAAGGUAUCUAUGGCAUCGACGAAGAGCAUAUGUUACAAUCAUUUGAGGCGGGAAUUUCGCCCAGGGAUAACAAUAAUCAAACAGACCAUAUCGUUAUAGGCAUGGACCCGGCUGAAUUGCAAAAGUCACUCCAGAGUGCGGACACGACGGAUGCCUUUUGGCUGCGAGACGCGCGGUUUAAGUGUCUUCUCCAAGCCAUCCAAUCCACCGACUCAGAAACCCACGCACCUAAACAGUCAAUACUUAGCACAAUCAAGGUAGCAAACUCACCAGCGGAGGCUAUUGAAGUUGCAGCGGAAUAUUUCACCGACAAAUUGGUCCGACUUCUCCACCUCGACCGGCAGGAAAUCGAACCAAACACGAAGUCAAUCGCUGCCUACGGGCUGGACAGCAUGAUUGGAGUGGAGCUUCGUAACUGGAUCUUCAAAGAAUUUGAACUUGAUAUCGCAUUCCAGAAGCUGCUUGCACCAAGCCUGACGAUCAAGAAGUUUGCAGCCCAGGUUUGUGGUGUCGAGGUUGAGUGA